Racocetra fulgida is the source of this 3234-nucleotide messenger RNA. The record is from the annotation of a GenBank genome assembly. Lineage: Eukaryota; Fungi; Glomeromycota; Glomeromycetes; Diversisporales; Gigasporaceae.
AUGUAUCAAGAGGAUCCAGAAAAAUAUGCUGAGGAAGCUAACACUAUCCAUCGCCUUAGACAAGACAUGAGAGGUGCUGGGAAAGACUUAACUGGCAGGGAUUUAAUGUAUCGUUAUUAUGGACAAUUAGAACUACUUGAAUUGAGAUUUCCUACUGAUGGCGUUAAACGUGCAUUCAAUUUCUUUCAAGCUGCUGCCGGAAUGUAUAAUUAUAUCAAUGACAAUUUUUUACAUGCUCCUUCAACUGACUUAAGUAGAGAAGCUGUAAAGUUACUCUCUCAAUUAAUGUUAACGCAAGCUCAAGAGACUUUUCUUGAACAAAGUAUAAGUGGAAAAAAGAAGCCUGCUCUUAUUGCUAAAUUGGCUUCUCAAACUGGAUGGUCUUAUGGCAAUAUUGUAGAAAAUAUGAACGAUCUGGUUACAAAAAGCGUAUUUGAUCGAAGUUGGUUAACCGUUUGUCAAAUUAAACAUAAAUAUCACAUGUCAAUCGCACAAUAUCAAAAAGCUCUGGCUUGUGAAGAGGAAGGCAAAUAUGGUGAAUCUGUUGGUCGUCUUAAUAUGGCUGAAACUUUUGCUAAAGAUGCCAACAAAUCAUCCAAUAGUUUUGUUUCUUCCUUUUCUCCAACAAAUUCACCAACUCUACCUCCUGACGCUGCUACCUCCUUACAAGAACUCACAAAAUCAAAUCUAGCUCUUAUUACCGAGAAAAAAAAUUCUGCAACAAAAGACAAUGAUAUUGUUUAUCAUGAUAAUGUUCCACAAGAAAGUGUCAUUCCACCUAUUGAAAAGUUAAUCGCUGUAAAAUCUAUACCAAUACAGGAGCUUUAUAAUAAUCCAAACGAUAUUCAAAAAAUUAUUGGUGCUGAUAUUUUUCAACGCCUUAUUCCUCUAUCAGUUCACGAAUCUGCUUCUUUAUAUUCUGAAGAAAAAGCUAAAAUAGUGCGCAGUGAAACUGAAAGAUGUGAUUUAGCGAACGGAGAAUUGGAAGCCGUCUUAGACUAUAUGAAAUUACCAGGUUUAUUAACAAAAUUUAAAAAUAAUAAUGAUGAUAGAUCAUUUAAUGAGUUUAUAACACCGACACCUGAAGUAAAACAAUGGGCAAAUUUAAUUAAAGAGGAAGAAGAACGAAAAGGUGCCUUUAAAGAUAUAUUGAUGACUUUACAGGGACUGAGAGGACAAUCAAAAGAGCUAAUGGAUGACAUUGCGCUAGUUUUAGAGAAUGAACAACGAGAGUUUGAUGCAAUGCGGUUAAAGUAUGGCGAUUCAUGGACUCUGCCACCAUCUGCAUCACUUACUGCUGUUUUUCGUCAAGACUUACUUAGUCACCGUGAUAGAUUUGAGCAAGCUGGAAAUUCAGAUAGACACUUGUUUCAAAGAUAUGAUCAGUCAAUGUCUGAUAUAACAAUUUUGAGUAAUGGAGAAAAUAGUGAUGAAUUAGAAAGAAUGUUUGUCGAGGCAUUGGCCUCUUUUGGUACCAAAACAUCAAGUAAUGGCGAAAAUUUAUUGGACGUGGACGUUUCACGACCAUUAGAAGAUAUUCCAACCAAGGUUAAUCAAGUUGAAGAAUGUUUAAGUAAUUUAUAUAAAGUUAAAAAGGAAAGAAUGGAUACAUUAAAUGAUUUGAAAGAAAAGCUUGAAAAGUUUUCACCAUAUCGAAAUCGAAUAACAUCUAGCAUUCAUCAUCAACAAGCAUUGUUAGAGGAAUUAACAGUCUUUUACAAAAACUUAGUGGGAGGGGAAGAAGCGCGAUCAUUGCAGGAUCGAUGGGAUCAAGCGGAACGAAAGAAAAGAGAGAAUCUUUCAAAAACUGUGCAUCAAUUCGCAAAAACUCGCCAGCUAGAACGAGAAGACUUGAUACGAUCGAUUCAAAGUCAAGAAGAACAACGAAUAAAAAACCAAAUGAACAAAUUUAAUGUGACCAAUGUAACGAUACCUACUACAGGAAGUACACCUUAUGAUACUGCGGUGCAUUUAUCCGAAGAAUUAAACAAAUUAUCACUCAAUCCUGGAGUUCCUAGUACAAAUAUUUAUACAGCUAAUCAUAUCAGUCAAGAAGUGAGCACCACAAAUGUUCCAACCAACGAUUCAACGUUCUAUGACAAUAUUACAUCCCCCACCGUCCAGUCAUUUGCGUUACCACCAAUUCAUCAAGAUUCAUACCCUACACCUUCAGCACCAUCACAUACUGGUCCUUCAGCACCACCACACGUCAGUCCUUCAGUACCACCACACGUCAGUCCUUCAGCACCACCACACAUCAGUCCUUCAGCACCACCACACUUUAGUCCUUCAGCACCACCACACGUUAGCCCUUCAGCACCACCACACGUUAGCCCUUCAGCACCACCACACGUUAGCCCUUCAGCACCACCACACGUUAGCACUUCAGCACCACCACACGUUAGCCCUUCAGCACCAUCGUAUGUUAGCACUUCAGCACCACCUCCAAUGGCUGUACCAAAUUCACCAACAUCUCAUAAUCCAUAUUAUUCACAAGCUCCUCAAAGAGUUGUUACACAAUCAUCUAUCGGAUAUUCAAUGCAAGCAGCGUCACCAAAGGCACAAGGCCCUCCCGUUCCUCCUUUACCUUCAGAAUAUCAACAAAAUAUUCAGCAACAGCAACAUCCACAAACUUCACAGAUGAAUAGCCAGUCAGUGACAUCACAACAACCGCCUAUUUCAGGGCCAUCUAGUAUAUAUGGAGCUUCAUUACCAUCUCAGCCUAAUUACUCACCAACAAAUUAUCGUUUUUCUCAACAACAGCCACCUCAACAAUUACCCCAAUCGCCAACACAACACCGUCAAUCGACCUAUGAUGGUUUUGCAUCACCUUUACAGAGUGGUUACGUUCAACCACCUUCUGGGUUGCAUCAAUCUCAAAUUCCUCCCGCACAACAGCAAUAUUCUUCAUCUGUUCCUGCGGUUCAACAACAACAAUAUACUAUGCAGACUAUGCAGAGACCACAAUUUAGUCAGCCCUCUCAAAUGUUGCCAACGCAACAGCCACAAAAUCUUUAUCAGACAAAUCCAAUCCCAUCACAAGUUCAGCAACCUGUAGUAGGAUAUUAUCAAAAUUCUUCACCACAAGUCCCUAUCCAACAGGGAAAUUAUCCUCCAACAGCUGGUCUUCAGCAGUCUAAUCAUAGUUACCAACAAGCACCUUAUCAUGCCCAAUAUCGGCCUCCAACAGCGCCACCACCUCCAAGAAAUGAUGGCCCUUCAUUAUUAGAUUAG